Messenger RNA from Pelobates cultripes (western spadefoot toad), 345 nucleotides. The record is from the annotation of a GenBank genome assembly. Lineage: Eukaryota; Metazoa; Chordata; Amphibia; Anura; Pelobatidae.
AUGGCUGCUGUAUCCCCGGUAUGUCAUACCCUCAGGACUUGGAAGGGUAUGAAUCAUAUCUCUCCUAAACAGAGUCUCCUAAUACCUCUGCAACAUAACAAAAAAGAAUUGUACAUCAUGCAGAAGCAAAAUAAUAUUGGAAAAAACGUUCCUGCAACCAAGAGGAUCGAAAAAUCUGCAGUGGGGGGUGUAAAGGCCUGCAAGCCCACUCCCCCUCUCAAUCUGCGGCACCGCGGCUUAUUUCACCGCAUAAUACUUCGUUGGCAGCAGUGGGUAAACCCCAAUCCUCUUCCCACUCCCUCUCACAUACUCGCACAUAUGCGAGCACGGCCACGACGAUUUUGA